This is a messenger RNA of Triticum turgidum subsp. durum (durum wheat), 2301 nucleotides long. The record is from the annotation of a GenBank genome assembly. NCBI's taxonomy places the organism in Eukaryota, Viridiplantae, Streptophyta, Magnoliopsida, Poales, Poaceae.
AUGCCGGCGGCUCCUGCGGUACCUAUAUCUGCGCGUGGGGUUAGACUGACAGCUGGGACCGGCGGCUCGCAGGGUGGAGCGGAGCGGAGCUCUAGGAGGCCACCACCCCAAAUCCCCUUCCUCUGCACAUCGCCAGUUUCACCGCCGCUGCGCCCGCACGACGCUGCAGGUGGCGCAGCCGCCAUGGACGAGGAGGCCAGCACCAAGGCCGCCGCCGCUGCUGCCGUCGCCACUGCAGCCAAGGCGGCCACUCCGCCGACGCCCUCGGGCUCGGGGUCGCCGGAGGGGGGGAAGGAGGAGGUGGGCGAUUUGGUGGAGAGGGUUGCGGAGCUGGUGGACGAGAUCGCGGUGAUCUCCGACUUCAGGAACGCCUACCGGAGGCAGUUCUGCAAUCUGUCGCGGCGGAUCCGCCUGCUCGCGCCCAUGAUGGAGGAGGUCAAGGAAGGACCACGCCCGUUGCCGGAGGCGUCAGUGGCCGCGCUCAGGCAGCUCAGGGACGCGCUCGCCGGCGCCCGGGAGCUGCUCCGCCUCGGCAGCAACGGUAGCAAGAUCUUCCUGGUUCUCGAGAGAGAGAAGAUAAUGCAGACUUUCCAGGACAUUACCUCGAGGCUUGAGCAAGCCUUAGCUGGUAUCUCGUUUGAUGAGCUUGGCAUAUCAGAUGAAGUAAGGGAACAGGUUGAACUGGUGCAUGCUCAAUUCAAAAGAGCAAAAGAACGACCAGAUACAUCGGAUGACAUUCUCUUUAAUGAUCUAAUUUCUGCCUAUAAUUCAAGCACCAAUGAUAAUGCUGAUCCAGAUAUCAUUCAAAGGUUAUCUGAGAAGUUGCAGCUUGUCACCAUAUAUGACCUCAAUCAAGAAUCAUUGGCCUUGCAUGAGAUGGCUAGUGGAGGGGAUCCUGGUGCAGUUGUUGAGAAUAUGUCAAUGCUGCUGAAAAAGAUCAAGGAUUUUGUGCAGACCCAGGAUCCUAUAGGCAUCCCAGCAAGUACAACAAACCCUUCCCGAGAUGACAACUUGACAUCUCCUGUUGUCCCGGAUGAUUUUCGUUGCCCAAUAUCACUGGAUUUAAUGAAAGACCCAGUUAUUGUCUCCACUGGCCAGACUUACGAGCGAGGUUGCAUAGAGAGAUGGUUGGAGGCAGGGCACGACACCUGUCCUAAGACGCAGCAGAAGCUUCCAAAUAAAUCUCUAACUCCAAACUAUGUGCUCCGUAGCCUCAUAGCUCAAUGGUGUGAAGCGAAUGGUGUAGAGCCGCCAAAGCGCCCUGCUCAGCCUAAUACUACACCAGCAACAUGUACCGCCUCUGAGCAUAGUAAAGUUAUUGAGCUCCUGCAGAAACUAUCAUCCCAGAACCUUGCAGAUCAACGUGGAGCUGCAGGUAUGCUUCGUCAGCUUGCCAAGCGUAGCGCUGAAAAUCGUGCUUGUAUAGGAGAAGCUGGUGCUAUUCCUAUCCUUGUGAGCCUUCUACCAACCACCGAUGUUAGCACCCAGGAACAUGUGGUUACUGCUCUCCUGAAUCUUUCUAUUUAUGAAGAGAACAAAGCAAGAAUAAUUACCUCUGGAGCUGUUCCUGGAAUUGUACAUGUGCUAAAGAGAGGCAGCAUGGAGGCUCGGGAGAAUUCAGCUGCCACACUGUUUAGCCUAUCACUUGUGGAUGAGAACAAGGUGACGAUAGGGGCUUCUGGGGCAAUUCCAGCUUUGGUGCUGCUAUUGGGUAAUGGAAGUCAACGGGGUAAAAAGGAUGCAGCAACAGCACUAUUUAACUUGUGUAUCUAUCAGGGCAACAAGGGUAAAGCUGUUAGAGCUGGAUUGGUCCCUAUACUACUUGAGCUUCUAACAGAGACUGAAAGUGGAAUGGUUGAUGAGGCCCUGGCUAUACUGGCAAUUCUCUCGAGCCAUCCUGAGGGAAAGGCAGCCAUCAGCGCUGCCGCCGCCAUACCAAUUCUAGUUGGAGUUAUCAGGAAUGGAUCCUCGAGGAACAAGGAGAAUGCUGCGGCUGUUCUGGUGCAUCUCUGUAAUGGCGAACAGCAGCAACAGCAUCUUGCAGAAGCACAGGAGCAGGGCAUCGUGACCUUGCUGGAGGAGCUAGCAGAAAGCGGCACAGACAGGGGGAAGAGAAAAGCGAUCCAGUUGCUUGAACGGAUGAAUAGGUUUCUAAAGCAGCAGAGCCAAGCCCAGGGAGACGCGAUGGCACAGGCGCACACUCAGUCCCAAACCCUGUCCCAGGUUCUGGUUCAAGCUCAAGCAGAUACUCAGCUAGAGGAAUCACUGCCUCCUACUUCAUCCCAUCUUCCAGAAAGAUGA